CAACCUCAAUCCUAGAUUCUAGAUUGCGGUCAAGCAAGGAGAGCGGGAAUAAGAGCGUCCCUCGCUGGUACUUUCUUUCUUGAUACAAACUUUAAUUCUAAACAGCAUUUUACACAGUUGCCUAUAAUAGGAAAUGCUCAAAGGUAAAUCAACGUCAUUAAACACUGACUGUAGCUUUUUAUGGGGAGAGAAGCAACGGUGGUGGACCUACUAAACGCCCUAUCCAUUGUAUCGGUCUGUAGAAUGCUAAUCAAAUCACAGGAAAUGUAUUCGAUAACAAAGUAACAAAGACAUAGAUUUACUUCCAUACUAAUGUGUGUUAGAAGUACCACUUAUUAAUAAAACAGGAUGUGUCUCACCACACAGUGACUCUGCAAGCACAUGUAGCAAGUAACCUCUGGUUAAUAUACUUCCUGUUUGAUCAAAAUAGCUGUUAAGAUUGACAUACAGGCAUUCAAAACGCUCAGAAAGACCAAGCACUCGUAGGGGUAGGACGAAAAGGAACUCUGAAAACAGUUUGGACCAGAAUAUGGCUGAGGUGAUUUACGCCAGGCCCAACAUGAUGACCAAGGCCAGGAACACACAAGGAGAGAGAGAGGAGAGGAUAGUGGAGAUCUACGCUAGUAUAGAGAGCAUCAGAGAUCAACACCAGGACUAUGUGGGGACAGAGGAGUCCUCCAAUACUCUGGGAACAGUAAGCAGUCAGCAGCCGGACCCUGUGAGCCCUCCUCAGUGGCCGAUCAGGGCUGUGGUGGUGCUUCUGGUCCUGCUGUCUGUUGCCCUGCUGGCUGGACUCAUUGGGUUUGUGGUGCAACACAACAUAGUCAUGGACAUUGACAGAGACAUGGAGCAAAUUCCCAAAAGGCUGAAUAAUUUGACAGAGCAGAGAGACACACUGCUUUGCCAACAGGACUGCACAGUUGGUUGGACUAAGUUUGGUUGUAAGUGUUACCGUCUUUCCAAUGUGCUGGGAUCCUGGAAUAAGACCAGGGAGUUCUGUGUUUCCAACGGAGCAGAUCUUGUGGUUGUGGACGAUAAGGAGGAGCUGGACUUCACUAGAAGGUACAAAGGGAACAAUUGGCUCGGAGCGACAGAUGAGGCCAGUGAAGGGAUGUGGAUAUGGGUCGAUGGGACCGUCCUGUCAGUGGAUAACCCCUCCUGGAGAAGAGGGAAACCUGAUGGUGACAUGGAUAAGAACUGCUUAAAGAGGAUCGGGGAGGAGACCAACUUAAAAUGGACAGAUGAGAGCUGUGAAUUCAGAAACUUGGGGAUUUGCGAACUUAAUUUAAUGAAAUGAUUGAUGAAAACAUUCCUUUGUGACUAUUUUUCUAUAUCUUAAUGCCAACAGACGUUGUUUGUUUUGAUUCAUACUUGUCGAGUUCUGCCAUUCGAUAAGAGCUGUGAUUGGCUGCAAGGUGCUCCUUAAAAGAUGAUGACAUGCAGACUUCCCUGGUCACUGAAAGAGCUGUACAUAGAUGCUUUUCUUGUUGCAUUAUUUUUUUUCAAUGUUCCCACAGUUGUUGUGUUGGAGGCUGAGGUUAGGCAGUAAAGAGUCAUGACAGACAUUGGCUGGAUUUCAGUUGCUGCAAACCACACUAGUUCUCUAUUUAGGGCUGCAUUUGCUAACUUUGCCUCCUCAGCUAAUUAUUUUUCUGUUGAAAUGUAUCUUGACUUUGUCACAAUGUAGUGUGAUCACAACAAACCACUUGUGUAUAAAUUAAUUGUUUGUUCUACGGUGUUCAGAGGAACAGUAGACUUCUGUCCUGGUGUCUGACUUGGUCUCUUUGAACAGACAUUGUUGAAAGGGAAAAUGAUAUUGAUUUUUAUUUACUAUUCAGAGUCAAGAAAAAAUAGUGUUCUGGUGCCGCCCCGGCUUAGAACAGAUGCAUCUUAAAUCGAAUGUUUCAGUCAUUCACGUAUCUGUAAUUAUUGCAGUUACAUUAUUAAGGCUUUGGAUAAAGCAUCCGCCAAAUGAUCGUACAAAUCCUGUUACUUGGGGCCUGAGUUCACUAUAUAUACACUAUCACCUAGUUUGACUUUGGCGUAGACAUAAUUUUCUCUCCAGUGUCAAAGUGAAACAUUAUCAAAUAUGCAGUUUACGGUCAUUCUGCAGCUGCUUAUGACAGGUCAAGGGUCAUCGAUGUAGAAUGCAUUCCACCCGUUAUAGUUGUGAUAAUACAUAAAAAAAAUCGAAUGGGUUUCUUUCUUUCUUUCUUUCUCCUUGCAUGGGUUAAGUGUAAAGAGUCAUUGGCUGGUUUCCAGUUGCUGCAAACCACACUCGUUCGUUAUGGCUGCCUUUGCCUUUGUCCCCUCAGCUAAUUAUUUACUUGUAUUUCUGUUAAAAAGUAUCUUGACUUUGGUACCAUGUAGUGUGUCCCACGUGUAUCAAAGCCCUCGCCGCCCUCCUCCAGACGGAUCCACAGCGCCCCCGGGGACUGUUGAGGUCGUUCGUGGUACAGCAGCCUGGGGGGCCCGGGAGGCACGGCCUUGCGGUCCGCGUUCUGGGACGACGGCGGCAAACCCGGUGGUCCCGCCCGCCGACCACAUGGCGCCCCCUCGCGACCCACGAUGACUCCUCCUCCUACGGCCGGCUCUGUAACAAAAGAGCACCGUGAGGAAGAGGAGGAGCGCGAGGAGGAGGAGGCAGACCACCAGCAGGGCGGUCGCCAUGGCCGCCAUCCGGUCACCGCCGCCUUCGCCCGGUCGUGACGCCGUAGUCAACGACGACGUCUGGUGAGGAGGGUUGCAACCAGAGGGUUGGGAGCGGGUGACGGAGGAGUUUGGGGAGGUGGUGCAGUCUGCGGGGGUGGAUGCUCCAGGUACGGGGGCUGUGGGGGGGUCCGCGGCCCCGCCCCGGUAAAACGCCGGGCUCACCCCGCCGUCUGCGCCGCUCAUCUCCGCCCACACCAGGUGCCAGGCUGUUGUGGUAUGGUUCUUCCACACGCUACUGAGGCUCCUGUUUGGGAAAUCAAUAAAUUCUUAAAUUUCCAAUAUGUCUUGUUUCUUCAAACUUCAAUAAUCCAAUCCACCAAACGAGUCAAUGGGAGAAUAAACUGUUUGGCAAUGGCAGAAAAGAUUUGGCUAAUUUUUCAUGGGCGCAACCCACAUACUCAGCGCUGCUGCUCAUCCCACAAAUGCAUCCCAAAAAGCAUUGUUACCACAGAGAAAUAAUCACACAAAUUUCCUUACUUUUUGUGCUAAGUUUAUUUACCUGUAUAUCUGUAUAUUCUGAGAAACUCUCCAAUCCAAAAUGCAUGGGUUUGCAUUUCGUUCUGUGCAGUACGAAUAAUGUCGGACAAUCUGGUCUGGGACACGACACGAUUACUUUCCGUGAGCGUGAGAACAAAAGGUUUUUGAGGAGGUCUGCUGUAAAAAACAGGGAAAUCAGAGUAUCCCUAAUACACUAUUUACCCUUUGAUGCAUUUGUUCUUUUGACACAUACAUAAGUAGAGGGUGCACUGUACUAUCUGCGCACACCCCUUCUGUGGUCGAAGAAAAUAUCCCAAUUGAAAGGCAAUGGAUUAAAUUUCGUCCUGUGUAGCACAGUUAUUUUUUAUUUAUUUUCAGUUUUUAAGGA
Messenger RNA from Gadus morhua (Atlantic cod), 3577 nucleotides. RefSeq names its product natural killer cells antigen CD94-like. The transcript has a single exon. Bases 530 to 1297 code for a protein of 255 amino acids. The record is from RefSeq and is a predicted model, not a curated record. Lineage: Eukaryota; Metazoa; Chordata; Actinopteri; Gadiformes; Gadidae.